This is a messenger RNA of Uloborus diversus, 3453 nucleotides long. It is a transcript of the gene PAN2, whose product is annotated as PAN2-PAN3 deadenylation complex catalytic subunit PAN2-like. The record is from RefSeq and is a predicted model, not a curated record. Gene Ontology annotation, biological process: nuclear-transcribed mRNA poly(A) tail shortening; mRNA processing. Gene Ontology annotation, cellular component: P-body; PAN complex. Lineage: Eukaryota; Metazoa; Arthropoda; Arachnida; Araneae; Uloboridae. Gene Ontology annotation, molecular function: poly(A)-specific ribonuclease activity; protein binding; nucleic acid binding. The transcript is spliced from 26 exons. The coding region runs from base 1 to 3453 and encodes 1150 amino acids.
AUGUCUUAUCAUGUUCAAGACUUCUCUGCUCUGGAUGGUGGGCAACUAGAAUCUUAUGCAAAUGGACUUCAAUUAUCAGGUUACUGUGAUGGUAUGGCCCUGGGCCAAGAAUAUAGUUUGCUCCAGAGUAUUUUGGUUGAUGGUGGCACACAUUUUGGUGUAUCUACAGUAUCUUUUGAUAAUUUUGAAGAAUUGUUAUGGAUGGGGAACCAAGGAGGUCAUUUAACUUCUUAUUCAACUGCUGAGUUACAAAAAUAUACAUCGUUCCAAGUUCAUGUUAGCAAUGAAGUUCGUGCAAUUGUUCCACAUGAUGCUGGUAUUUUGUCCCUCACAACAAAUUCUCUUCGUAUGUCUGCAAGAAGAGGACUUCCUAUGUUUAGCCACUGCUCUGAACAAGUCCAGAACAUGCAGUGCAUGGUUUUAACCCCAACUGGUACAUUGCUCAUGGGUGGUCAUCACAAAAAUCUUAUUGAAUUGGAUUUGAAUACUGUGGAAGAAAUAAACGUUGUUCAAGUGAGCGGAGAUAACUGUGCAAUCUUGCGUAAACAUCCUCGUUUCAUUUGUUCUGGUGAUAUCAGUGGAAAAGUUGCCUUACAUGAUCCAAAUACUCUAAGUGUUGAACACAUAAUAGAUUGCCAUUCUGGAAUGUUAUCUGAUUUUGAUGUUCAUGGUAAUCAACUUGUGAGUUGUGGUUUUUCUGCAAGGCAUGGAGAGCUGUCAGUUGAAAGGUUUCUGAAAGUUUAUGACCUGCGAGUCAUGAAAAGUAUGAGUCCAAUACCCAUGAUGUUUCCACCUUUACUUCUUCGAUUUGUACCGGCUUACAGUUCUCGUCUUUGUGUUGUUUCACAGACUGGUCAGUUUCAAAUGGUUGAUACUGAUAAUUCUGAGCAGUAUGCUUUAUUCAUUCAUCAAGUUGAAACAGGAGGUGCUGAUAUUCUCACUUUUGAUACUUCAUCUUCCUGUCAAGCAUUUACUUUCGGAGAUGCUGCUGGUUAUCUGCAUUUAUAUGGUGCUAGUAAUGAAGUUCAGUUUAAUCAGUUUAACAGACCAACUGAAUUUGCCGAUUCAGUUGAACCACUUCCUCCAAUUGAUAUCAACGAUGAGGUUACACCUUUAUCAACAGUUCCAGCCCCUCAUUGUGAUGGAAAGCUUUUGUCAGAUUGGCCAGAAGAAUUUUCGCAAGUGGUUUAUAGACCAACUCCACCAAUUGAUCCAUUGAUCUUAAGUACUAUGAAAAUGGUUGGUUCAAUUGGAUAUGCUCCUAAUCCUGGAAAUAAAAAGCGUAAUCAAGUUCCAUAUCAGUUUAAUCAGAACAAGCCAUCUCAAGAUUCACCUGUUCCAAAAGAUGUUGGUCCUGAUAUUGUUCCUCACAGGUACUUAAAACAAGAAAUUAAAUAUUCUAAGAUGGGUUUGGAUGAAAUAGAUUUUAAUCGUUACAAUCGGACAAGUUUCUCCGGUUUGGAAGCAAAUUUGCCCAAUUCUUACUGCAACAAUCUUAUACAGAUACUCUACUUCUGUGAACCUCUUAGAUCUGCACUUUUAAGUCACUUGUGUCAGCGUGAAUUUUGUUUGGCGUGUGAACUUGGCUUUCUGUUUCAUAUGCUAGAUACUGCUCAAGGCUUACCUUGUCAGGCGGCAAACUUUUUAAGAGCUUUUCGCACCAUACCAGAAGCUUCUGCUCACGGUCUUAUUGUUAACGAUCUGAAUGAAUCAAAGAAGCGGGGUAACUUGCCUACUCUAGUGCAGAGUUGGACUCGUUUUAUGCUUCAACAGUUACAUACUGAAACAUUAGAAGUCAAUGAUCAUUUACAUGAAGAAAAUAAUUCAGAGAAUUCUUCGAUCAUGAGUCAAUUGUUUGGAGCAAAACUUUUCAACUGUAACAGUUGCCGUUGUCGAAGUGAAACUUGCCAAGAAACAACUACUCUCUUAACUCAACUGUUAUAUCCUGAUUGUCGCUCUGCAGAUAAAGCAAACUUCCAGUAUUCUUUCAUGGAUAUUGUUCAGCGAAGCUUAUCUGUGAGACAGCACAUCACAGCAUGGUGCGAUAAUUGUAGUCGUUUCACCAGCAUGAUUCAAACAAAAUUUUUGAAAUCACUUCCUGACAUUCUUGUUUUGAAUUGUGGUGAUAAUAAGCAGGAGCUGGAGUUCUGGAAAAACCAAUUAAAUUUGUUGACUAAAUCCAGUGAUGGCUCUGUGAUGCAAAGUUUACCUGAUGUUCCUAUUAGAAGAAAAAAUUGUCGCUAUGGUGGAUUGUGCAAGAGAGUUGACUGCAGAUACUAUCAUGAAUAUCGAAACAUAGACAAGACUCAAAAUUCAUCAAAAAAUUCUGUAUCAUGGAUACCAUUUGGUUUGAAGCUUAAAUUAAAAGGAGGUGAUGUAAUUGUUACAGAGCCUGAUGAACAAGAAGAUAAUGUAAAUGAAGAAAAUGUGGAAACAGCCAUUUAUGAAUUAUGUGUUGUUGUCUCUGUUAUAAAUGAUCUUCAAGAGAAUGGACGAGAUAACAUAGUUACUUGUAUUAAAAUUGGUCCAAAUGCUCACAUUCGCCAUAAAGGAGGAGCAGCCUAUCAAUGGUAUUUGUUUAAUGACUUCAGCAUAAUUCCCAUUACUGCAAAUGAAGCUGUGUACUUAAAUUUCGAUUGGAAAAUUCCAUGCGUCCUUUACUUUUCAAGAGUUGAUCUGAAUAAUCGACACAAUUUAGAAGUUUUCAAUCCUGUAGAGAAGCAAGUGUUUCAUGAUGAUGUUUCAUUAGCGGCUAGAAGUGGCCAGUCUCACAUGACUUUCACUCCACUUACAAUUGAUGAAGGGACUGCUCAUGCAGGACAGUUGGUUGCAAUGGAUGCAGAAUUUGUUACAUUGAAUCAGGAGGAAGCUGAAAUUAGAAGUGAUGGUACAAGAUCAACCAUACGACCCUCCCAGUUAUCUGUAGCAAGAAUUUCCUGUGUUAGAGGGGGUGGUCCUUUAGAAGGUGUACCUUUUAUAGAUGAUUAUAUAUCUACUCAGGAACAGGUAGUUGAUUAUCUGACUAAGUUUUCUGGGAUUCAACCUGGAGAUUUAGAUGCAGCCAUUUCAUCUAAACAUUUAACAACUUUGAAGGCAACCUACCAAAAGUUGCGUUUCUUAAUUGAUUCUGGUGUUACAUUUGUUGGACAUGGUUUGAAAAAUGAUUUCAGAGUUAUUAAUUUAGUGGUACCACCUGCACAGGUUUUAGAUACUGUCUACCUCUUCCAACUACCUAAUAAAAGAAUGAUUUCACUUAGGUUUCUUGCUUGGCAUUUUUUAGAUCUGAAAAUACAAGCUGAAACUCAUGACUCGAUUGAAGAUGCAAAAACUGCCUUACAACUCUACAAGAAAUAUUUAGAGUUGGAGCAAUCUGGGAAAACGAAAGAGGCUCUUAAAGAAUUAUAUGAUGUUGGCAGACAGCUGCAGUGGAAAGUUCCAGGGAUUGAUGAAUAA